Molecule: messenger RNA, 1084 nt
Organism: Silurus meridionalis
Lineage: Eukaryota; Metazoa; Chordata; Actinopteri; Siluriformes; Siluridae
Gene: denr
Product: density-regulated protein
Exons: 8
Coding region: 177-794 (205 amino acids)
Biological process (GO): formation of translation preinitiation complex; translation reinitiation
Molecular function (GO): mRNA binding; translation initiation factor activity
Source: RefSeq, a predicted model, not a curated record
ACUGGUAAGACCCCAACGCCAAACCAGGCUGUAGAGGUGUGCUCAAGCUGUAAAACAUUUAGUAUAUUUACUCAAACGGGGGAAAAAAUAUCUCACUUAAAACGCUUUACGUAAUAAUGCUCAAGAUUUUACUGGCAAGAAAAGAAUUGUGAGGAAGGUCCAGAGAAAUAAUCAACAUGUCUGCUAUUGAGACUGCCGAGUCAGGCUCUCCGGAAAAUAAAGCGGAUCGGGCUGAUGGAGACAUGAAGUACCCCCUGAAAGUGCUUUACUGUGGAGUAUGCUCUUUGCCAUCUGAGUACUGUGAGUACAUGCCCGAGCCAGCGAAAUGCAGACAGUGGCUAGAGAAAAAUUUCCCAGACAUGUUUGCUAGAAUGACUAUGGGGAAUGUGCCCAAGCAGGAAACAGGAGGAGGAGGUGGUGGAGGUGGAGGUGGAGCAGGUGCAGAGGUGCCACCUGCUGGAGAGGAAGAAGAGAAGAAGAAGCAGAAGAGAGGUGGCAGAGGUCAAAUCAAACAGAAAAAGAAGACCGUUCCUCAGAAAGUAACGAUAGCAAAAAUCCCACGCGCUAAGAAAAAAUAUGUCACACGGGUGUGCGGCUUGGCCACCUUUGACAUCGAUCUUAAAGAGGCUCAGAGAUUCUUUGCUCAGAAAUUCUCCUGCGGUGCCUCUGUGACAGCAGAGGACGAAAUCAUCAUUCAGGGAGACUUUACCGAUGACAUCAUUGACGUCAUCCAGGAAAAGUGGCCUGAGGUGGAUGACGACAGCAUUGACGACCUCGGAGAAGUCAAGAAAUGAAAAUCCGAUGUGCACUUUUACUGAAAUCAGACGUGACACGACACAAAAAAAACCCCACCAUGGCCAAAUGUUAACAUCAAAUUGUUUUAUAUCUAUUUUAUUUACUGUAUAGAACACGGUGGACUUGGCCACACCCUUGGCGCUUUUUUUUGUCUCCCCCUCAGUUCUAGAUAGCUGCUUGUUCUCUUGUUUGCCAAAGGUCUGGUAUGAUGUGAAUAUCUCAACACUUUGCUCAAUCAAACUGCAAGCUAAUAAUAAAUUCCAGGCUCGCUGGCUUGUUCUUCUUUCUA